GCACUUACAGUACGUUGGGAUAUUAUCGGUAAGAUUCGAAAGUGUUCAAGUGGAAGAAAAACUGGAUAUUUGGAAAAGAAAGUGUGUAUAUUUCUCGCGCGGCGUCGGCCGAACGAAACGACGACGACGAAGAAGGAGCUCUGCUUCGUCUCUCAAUGUAUACACGAGUCUACGGUCGGUAUGUGUGUUUGUUUGUGAGAGUGCGCGAUCGAAACGAAUAGCACCGAUCCAGAGCAGUUGAAGACCGGUAGACGUUCACGUACGCAGCCACUGAGAAACACGGAGGCAUUGAGUGGAAACGAAGAAAGAGAGAGUGCGCAUGAUAAUCGUAUCCUCGAUAGCUGCCAGAUAAAGACGCACAGGGUGCUGCGUGCAACUUCUCUCUUUUACACGUACACGUAUAUAUACAGGCACACAUAUACUGAAACACAAGAACGGGCGCGCGCGCAUACACACGCAUAUAUACACGUAUACAAACACAAGUGAAAGAAGAGGAGGAGAAGGCAGCUAUCGAAUCUAUUGGGGCCUGCGAAUGUUGGUCGCGUAAAGGGGACUCGCGUACGAUGUACGCGUCCUCGGACUUCGGGAAAGUGCUACGUAUGUUCGUUCCUUCGUCGUGUGUACGUGUUUAUCGUGUGUGACGAAAAGUAGUGCAGGAUCGUUAUGUGUUAGCUUGUUAGAUUGUUGUGUGUUAAAGAGGAUUUUAAUAGGAGAAUAUAGUAACAUCAGUGGAAAAAGAGAAAGAAAGGAGAAAAGGAGAUGCAAGGUGAAACAAGUGAGCGAGAGUGAAGGUGGACGGGGCACACGCAUCGGUUAGUUAACGCUACUACCGAAAAAGAAGAGGAACGCGCGUAGCGUCGCAUGGAUAAUCGAGCCUGUACACUGUAUACUGUACACGAUGUAAAGUGCGUACAACAGGCAGUAUCUAUGUGUCUGUGCGAGCGUGCGCGAACGCGACCGCCUGUGUAUUUAAACGUAUCGAGAUCUGGUUGAGUGAUUCGUCCCUAGUGUGUUCGCGUUUAUGCGUGGGAACGAGGUCGCGAGGUGAAUUUUCUACGCGCCACGAGACACUCGACAAUACUGGAAAAUUAAUCAUCUUUCUUCGAAUUGGAUUACCUUUUGGGAUACACCACUUUCGAUGAAUUCGUAUGAACGAUAACACGAGACAACAUCGAUGAAACAAAAGAAAAGAAAAAGUGGAUUUUUGAAACGAUCAACGCGAAUUUGUCCAGUCUUCGAUACAAGCGCACGAUGAUCGAAAUUUUGGCAAACGAUGGAAGUACGAUCACCGUUUUAGCGGCGAGUUGGAAAGAAAAAUCACGGUCGGAUUUCGCUCUUCGUAAAAGGAUCAAAGGAAGAUUUGUGCGGAGUGUCUAAUUGAGCGGGAUCGAUUUUAUAGAAAAAUACCACGCGGAAACAUAAAGGAGACGAGCGAUCGUUCAACGCGACAUGCGAGAUAAAGGGACGUAAAAACACCGAUAGACGACGACGACGACAACGACGAACAUCGGACACUGGGAUACGAUACAUCAAAGAACAGUGAAGAACAAUUCCUACCGGAAUAACCCGUGUCUUUGAAACAACGGAGAAAGAGAAGAAAAAUACGGAGGAGGAAGAAGAAGAAGAAGAGGAGGAGGAGGAGGUGGUGGUGGUGGUGGUGGUGGCUGGAGAGAAGGGAUCAACGAUAAGGGAAUACGGUGCACUGAUAACGGGUCGAAGAAGGAGAGGAAGAAAAAGAGGAAUCAAAGAUAAAAGGUUCGGCCGAAGAAGGGGGGAAAAGGAAAGGAGGGGAUAACGCAAGGAGAAAAAGAGAAGAAAGGCUGAGCCGCCUCCCAUGACGAGAUCGCGCGAAUUGGUAAAAAUCGGUAAACGAGGUAUCGUAGCAGCGUCAUAGAGCAAACAAAAAAAAAAAGCGGUAGAGAGGGAAUCGCACCGAUCGCGAAGAUAGGGAAUCAGAGAGAAAGAGAGAGAAAUAGGAAGAAAGAAAGAGCGUGAGAAAUAUAAGAGAGAAAGGGAGAACGGCGAAGAGAUCGGGAGGCGGAUAUAUCGAAAGAAUCGGUAAUAUCGGUGUGUGGAGGGCAGCCGCGAGACGGUAAGUGAUGUGUUCGAUGAACGUGGCGCGUCUUGCGGGCGGUGGUCGGGGUAAAAUUGACGCGUGUUGCGCGUGGUGCCAUUGUUUGGAAUCGGUGAGAACAGGCGGGCAGUUGGUGAUCAGGCUGGCGGGCACCGGGGUAACGUUUCAAAGGGCAUGGCGACCACGCCACUAGGCGGUCGCCUCCCUAACGUAAACCGCAAAGGACCAUCUCCGUUCAUCGGUGGUGGUGGUGGCAACAGCGUAAAUUACGGCAUCGGCAACGAUAACAAUAACAAGAACAGCGGCACGAACAACAGCAAUCACGUUAUCAAAAAUAGUCACCACGGUAACAACAACGGUGGAGGCAACAACAAUAACAGUAUCGUCAAAAAUAAUAACAGCCGCAACAACAAUAACAAUACAAUCAACAACAACGGCAACCACUUUAAUCAUCGUAGCAACAGCCACGAUAACGGUAGUGUCAACGGCUGUGGGUGCCACGUGGACAGCAGCCACGGGAAAAGCUGUUGUGCGAUCGAGUGCGGGAACAACAACAACGGGCAGCUCAACGGUGGCAACGGUGCUAACAGCAUCGGCGGUGGCAAACACAACGGCGGACAUAUCGUUGGUGGCAACGUCGGAGGGGGAGGAGGAGGAGGAGGAGGAGGAGGAGGAGGCGGAGGCGGUGGUGAACACUUGUCCAGAAAACGGGAACGCGGGCUAGCAGGAAGAGAUCAUCGGGAGCACCGACAUCACCAUCAUCAUCACCAUCAUCAUCACCAUCAUCAUCAUCACCAACAUCACCAUCAAGGUCGAGAGAGAUCGUCGUCGUCGUCGUCGUCGUCGUCAUCGGGACAACAGCGCGAGUCUAAAGCAAGCACGGUGGCUGCAAACACCGAUGAGCUGGAUCCGGCCGCGACGAAUGCGACCAAUAACUUCGAAUACGACGACAACGAAUGGGAUAUCGGAAUAGGAGAUUUAAUAAUCGACCUUGAUGCGGACAUUGAGAAGACGAGGGACGAGAAAUUGAGCUCAGGGACAGGCAUGGCUUCUACGCCUGCCUCGGCAGCAUCGGCAUCGAAUACCACGAAUCAUCAUCAUCAUCAUCAUCAUCAUCAACUGCAAAGCACAGCGAACGGCUUGAGCUCGUCAAACUUGAUCGUAGCUACGACAGCAAGUCCGAACGGUUGUGGUCAAUCGUCAAACUCGUCGUCGUCGUCGUCGUCGUCUUCUUCUUCGACUUCUUCCGUCUCUUCUUCUUCGUCGUUAUCUUCGUCAUUAUCGUCGUCGUCGUCGUCGUCAUCCUCUUGUUUAUCCUCAUCGACUGUGUCGUCGUCCGCCUUGUCGUCUGUGUCGUCGUCCUGCGUGUUAAACUCGACCGGACGAUCGAACAGUCCCGCUAACGGGAACGCAAGUAUCGUGAAUAGCGUCGGUAGCAACGGUACCGGCAACGUGAACGGUUGCCCGGCGAUCGUCGCGGGCACCGCUUCAAAACAGAGUAACGCCUUGGUGGUAGGUAGCGUUAACUCAGCGCACGGAAAUUCUGGUAAUUCGGGCAAAAUGGCCGUUGAACACUCGGCCACCGUUGACAAAGGACUGAAAAUGAAGAUCAAACGUACGAAACCGGGUACGAAGAGCAGCGAGGCGAAACACGAAAUCGUCAAGUCGAAUGAAAUAAAUGGAACGAUAUCGUCGCAGGAUAGUGGGAACGGGGGUUCCAGUACCCUCUCCUCGAGUGGUUCGUCGGUGUCCGAUCGGUCGGGGGGCACGAGUUCCUCAUCGUCGAUCGGCUCGACUUCGAUCGUCGCUCAGAACGUUCAAAACUCGGACUGCAUCGCGGGUGGAACCGGUGCAACCGGAACCGGUGUCGGCGGUAGUGGAGGUGUCGGUGUCGGUGGCAGUAGUGGUGGUGGUGGUGGUGGUGGUUGUAGCGGCGGUGGCGGUGCUGGUAGCGGCAACGGUACCGGUGUCGGUGGCGGUAGUGCCAGCGGCUGUGGCGUCGGUGUCGGCGGAACUGGUACCGUCGCCGGGCCCGGAUCCGGCGGCGGAGGUACCGGCGGUAGUGGAGGUGUCGGUGGUGGCAGUAGUACCGGUGGUCAGUCGUCGUCAUCAUCGUCUUCGUCAUCGUCGUCAUCCUCGUCCUCGUCGUCUUCGUCGUCGUCGUCUUCGUCGAACAAAUCGAAAACGAGUCAUUCCGGAGGUUCCGCCGGUGGAACUGGAAGCGCAUCUUCUUCGACCGCCGGGUCAAAAAGAGGAUCGAGCGGACAUCGCCGGGACAAAGCACGGGACAAGCACGAGAAGCCACAAACUAAUCACACAGUCAAUCAACAGAGCAAAUCGGAGAUGAACGGAACCGCAAGACUUGGUGGUGGUGGCAGCAGUGGUGGUAGCAGUGGAGGAUCCAGCGGAGGCAGCGUUGGCGGUAGUAGCAGUGGCGGCGGCGGUGGCGGCGGCGGACAGGGUCAGACGUCGAACGGGCCGGGGCCGGGUCCAGGACCUGGACCAGGGUUGGGCGCCGGUGUCAUCGGGGUUGGAGCCGGUGCCGGGGCUGGCGCGGUCGCGCAAUCUCAGGGACCGCCAGCAGCCGCGACCGCCCCUCAGCAAAAUCAGGGACCGCCGCCGAGUUCGCGGACGGGAUUUUCGGUAUCCCAGGGGCCUGGUCAGCCAACUAGCUCCGCUGCGGCACCGUGUCCACCCCCGAGUCCGGCCAGCGCGACGGCCGCUGGUCCGGCUGCCAAACCUGAACAGACCAAACUCGCCACGGUACCCGGUACCGGACCUCCGAUCACUACGACGCCCGACGACGCCAUGGAUACCGCGGCCAGUCCUCCACCUCCGAAGAAACUGAAGACUUCCGCUUCCGAACCAAAGGACAUGUCCGAUGUGUGUGUCGGUACCAGCGUGGGGACCAUCACCGAGCCGGAAUGUCUGGGACCUUGCGAGCCUGGCACGUCGGUGACUCUCGAAGGGAUAGUCUGGCACGAAACGGAAGGAGGUGUACUGGUGGUGAACGUAACAUGGCGGGGGAAAACGUACGUUGGUACCUUGCUAGAUUGCACUCGUCAUGAUUGGGCGCCACCGAGGUUCUGCGACUCUCCGACCAGCGAUCUCGAUGCAAGGACACCGAAGGGUCGAGGCAAGAGGGGGAGAGCCGCGGCGAACGCGACUACGGGCAACGACCUGAGUAACUUCACGGAAACGAGGAGUUCGGUGCACAGUAAAUUACGAAAUGGUGGCGCGAAGGGACGCCGUGGUGCGCAAGGUUCGCCAGCAGCGAGUCCGAGUCCGGCGGCCUUUGUCCCGCCUCGUCCGGAUCCAGCGGCCAAGAGGAAAUCCCGAGGUCCUGAGGAAGAAGAUAAAAAUAAGAGACGUGCUCCGCCACCCACACCGCCGAGCGGUUCGCCACCGGCUAGUCCAGUGUUGCUCGAAUGCCCGGAACCGAACUGUAACAAAAAGUACAAACACAUAAACGGGCUCAAGUAUCACCAGAGUCACGCGCAUGGCUCGGCGGAUGACGACGACACCAAGGAGGGUAUCACCAGCAUGUCCGAGAACGACGAGAGCAAUAUCGAGGCACCGAGUCCGGCGACGCCGGUCAAAUCGCCGGCGGACAAGCCCGAGGGAACACCACUCCGGCCGGUCAGCCCUCCUACGACCGGUUUACCGCCGGAAACACCACCACCUCCUCCACGCGUUGCUUCUCCAAGUAUAGAACCUCCAUCCACGUCCGUGCUAUCCUCGGAAAGCAGUAAAAGCAUCGUGAAGCCAGGUGUGCUGAGAUUCGGACAGGAGGAUCUGCCCGCACCGUCGUCGACGAUACCCACUUCGGCGAGGCAACAGCAACAGUCGGCGCAACAACAGCAGCAGCAGCAGCAGUCGAACCAACUGGGCAGUUCGAACUCGCCUCAAAGUCCGAGUCCUCGAGCUAGUCAGUCGCCGAGAUCGGUACCCUCGCCGCACCCGAGCGCAAACAUUCCGGCUCCGUUAAAUAUUCCUCAGCCGCCCCAGCCGUCCCAAAUGUCACAGCAUUCGCAGCAACAGAAUCCCCUUUUACAGCAAAGUCAACAAUCGUUGCAGCCCGGUCAACCGGGACCACUACCUCCACCCCAGCAGCAGCAGCUUCAAUCCAGUCAACAACUACAAUCGUCUAUACAACAGCAGCAGCAGCAACAGCUGCCGACUGCUCACCAGCUGUCCGUGCAGCAUUCGCUAUCGGCGCAAUUGGGUCAGUCGGCGCAAGCUCACGUGGUGCAGCAAGCUGGAUUGCAACAACAGCAACAACCGUCGCAGUCGGGCGGGUUGCAGGGUAUCGCGAGCCAGCAUCCGGCACUUCAAAGUUUGUCCAGCCAAGUAUCGCAGCAAGCGACGGGCUUACAAGCGGCCCCUCCUUCGCAGACUGGUCACCCUGGGCAGGGUGUGCAACCACACUUGCAGCCCUACCAGAGCGUGUCGUUGCACGCGAAAAUGCCACAAUUCAAAGUUAAACCUACCGCGGCUCUGAUGCCCGACCAGGAUAAAAAUAAAGACCCGAGGUCGUCGUCGAAACCUCAGGGAUACAAGAAAAAGUCGAGAAAGUCGCCUGGCGGUAGCCCUCAUCCGUCACCGUUGGAAGCACCGAUCGUCGACGCAGCGCGAGAAGACGUUCAGAGUCCGGCCUACUCGGACAUUUCCGAUGACGCGGCUCCGGUGCUCGAGGCAGAGCCGACCGACAAGUCGAAACAGAGUCAGGAGAAGGACGGAAAAGCGACCGCCAGCGCGCACUUACCGCCUCAUUUCAACAUGUAUCCGUAUUACGGCCAACCGCCUUACCUCGUCCCGAGCGUUCCCGAGAGCAAGCCGGUCGACCAAAAGCCAAGCGAUCUGACUCCGAAGCAAGAAAUGAAACCGCUCAACAUACCGCAGAUGCCGACGCUGGCUAGCCUACAGAGCGUUGUAGCGGAGAAGGAGAAGAAGGAAUUGAGUCAAUCGGUGCCGCAACCACAGCAACAGCCGCACUAUUACGGUGGCUAUGGCGGUUACAUGCCUCCCGGUUAUCCGUAUCAGCCACCGCAGCCGGUAUCACAACAACAGCAGCAACAGCAGCAACAACAACAGCAGGCGCAAGAGCAAGAAAUGCACGAGCAGAAGACAAAGAUCAAGCAGGAGCCGCAGACGCAGCAACAGCAGCAGCAGCAGCCUAGCUUGAAGGACAAGCAACACGAGAAUCAUCAAAUAUUGAAGGAGAGUAUCGAGAUGAAGAGUCAAAUGAGCCCGUAUCACGUGUACCAUGGUGGACAGAGUCAGAGGGCGGCACCUCCACCGCCACCGUCAGCACCGAUACAGGAUGAUCGAAGGUAUUACCUGUAUCCGGGCGACCAGAGGCGAAAGGAGGAGGCGAGUAAGCAGAGUCAACAGGCGAAACCACCUCCUCCGAGUCCGAAGCAUCAACCGAAGCAGGAGAAGCCGCAAGACUUGGGAAAGAACGACGAUUCGAAGAACAAGCAGGAGGGCGUGAAGCCAACAAUGGAAACACAAGGACCACCGCCACCGCCCACGUCGCAGUACGCCUACAUUCAUCCGGGUUACAUGCAACCGCAACACUACAGCGCGUUGCCAUUUGACCCUGGUCAUCCGAUGUAUCGCGGGCUCAGCCCGAUGCUGGUUCCCGGACCGUAUUCCGGCAACCCGUAUCUUCAUCAACUACCGAGGUAUCACGCGCCGGAGGAUCUCAGUAGACCGCCCGGUGGCAAAGCCCUCGAUCUGCUUCAACACCAUGCCAAUCAGUAUUAUUCGGCGCACAAGAUACACGAGCUUCAGGAGCGUGCGCUCAAAUCGCCUACCCCGAAAACGUCCGCGGCUUCUGCCAGUCCUUCGUCAGCAGGACCGACGCCCUCGCGGCCGCCGAGCGGACCGCCUAGUUCGGUCGCUGGACCAGGUCCACCGCAAUCGCAAGCCCAGCAAGCCCAAACGAAGCAGCAAAGUCAAUCGGGAGGGCAACAGUCUCAACAGCAACAGCCGCCACCGGUCGACGCUGGCACCGGAACAUUGACCAAGGACAAUAGAUCACCCCCACCCCAGCGGCACGUGCAUACGCAUCAUCAUACGCACGUUGGCCUAGGCUAUCCCCUAUUGACCGGACAAUAUCCCGCCCCUUACGGAGCGGCGAUGCUGGCGAGUCAGCAGGCCGCCGCGGUAGCCGCAUCGGUGAUCUCGCCAUUCCCGCCCAAGUGACCCGCGGCCCCCGGUCCCGUACUAGCAGCCGGAACAACCGGACCCACCUCCGCACAAACUCACCACACGUCUCAUCAUCCACCGCCGGUUAGCGGCGCAACCGCCGCAGGACAUCCGCACUCUGCUACCGCUGGCAGGCAACCUUAGGAUCGUCCCAGCAGUACCGCUAUUUCGGCUCUGCUACCUCUUCUUCGUUAACGCGACCAGAGAGAUACUCCAUCGGAGAAUGUACCAACUCUCGAUCCGUUUGUCAACUCGCCAACAGAAGCAGCAGCUGUGCAUCUGCCUGUUGUCAAGGCCGAUGUCAUCGUUAUCGUUCACCAUUUAACGUCUACGUCGAGAAUCAUCCGGACUCGCGACGAUCAUCCGGUCAUCGUGUAUGAUUGCUACUACUACCGCUGACGCUGAUGCUGACGGUAACGCCGACGGCGGUGCUGACGACACACACUGUUCACAAGCCUUCUCCUUGUCUCUGUCGUCUUUGUUGCUUCUGUGAAAAAGCGCGCCUGCCGUCUGAAUUGUGUCGCCGUUCCAUUUCCAAGGAAGAAAUCAUCUGUACGUACUAUGACGAUCCAUCGAGUCCAUUGCUAGGGGUACCAACUAGUUUCAGAGUCCAUCAAAUACCGAGAAACGACGGGUUUACGACUGAGAUUUCAGCGUCCUAUCGUACGCAUCUUAUGUUUUUGGGACUUUUCGUACAAGAAAAAUGCCAAAAAUUCAACAUUGCGUGGAGAAAACGAAUCGAUUCAGCAUAGACUCUACGCACAAUUUAUUCCAAAUUUCAAUAAAAUUCUUCCUCCAAGAUAUCGUUGAAACGAACGCGAUGAAGUCCCAAUUCACGUACCAUUGAUCUUCCAGUUCAAACGAAAGACAAACAUUUUCUAGAUUUUUAUACGAGCUUCUUACCUAUUAAUCUCUUCUUGGAUGCUGUUAACGGCGACGGCGACGAUGAAAACUACGGUGACGCAGGCAUUGCGAAACAACGUAUAGGAAUAAGAGCAGUAUUCGUGCGACCAACUCAUAAACGAGACUUCGGAUGCUGUUUGUUCGCAAGGAAUAGGUGUCACAUAUGAAAAGAAUGGCUCGAAACGGUUCGACGCAGCAUUGUACCUGCUUACUGGAAAUAUUUAAGGAAAUUCGGCGAUCCCAAAAUAGCGAGGAAUCGUUGCCCGCGAAAGCCGACAAGUAAUAAAGGGAAAAAUACGAGGAGAGUGGAGAGAGGAGAGAAAGGACACGAGGCAAGCGUGCGCGUAAUGAGACCCCGUUGCGUUAGACCGAGGACCGAGGACUGUCGUAGAGUCAUUGGGCAUCUUACGCAUAGGAAAGACGAUGGAAGUUGCUACGGCCGUACCGCGAACCAAUUGCCCGAUUUUUCUCCGAUGUAAGAGACUGUGUGCCUCGAACUGCGCCGAUUCACGUUCAGGCAACAUUUUUAUUGCACUUAGUAACGUAGAGAUGCGAAUGUGCGAGAGUGAUAAGCGGAAACUUUACUGCGCGUGUUUAUGCACGUUAUGUGCGUCGCAUAUUUUCCGUAACUCGUUGUGUAUAACGCGUACGUGCGAAUGUUCGAUUGAGAACUUUGUCUAUAAUGGUGAAAUUGUAGAUCGUUGUAUUUUAUUGUAAAAAGGAAGAAGAUUGCUGAACAACAGACUCGACAUUUUUCUAGAGAAAUUACGUGAUUCGCGAACGACACGUUUUUUAGACGAUUUGAUUACCUAACUACCAAGUAGAAUAUGCGUGGGCGUUGGUUAUACGAUAUCAAAUAAAUACGAACGAAAUAUACGUGUCGGAUAGGGAGGUAUAAGCGUAUAAUAAAUCACGAUAAUUCUAAAUAACGAUAACGUGACGAUAAGUGAUUGUACAUUGACUUUGCUAGAAUGCUAUUUGUUUACUAAAAAUAAUGUAGUUAACGUUGCGUGAGUACAAUAGACCGAGAACAUGAGUAGUGUGUAUGUGUAUGUGUGAUAUGAAUAUGGACACAGAAGUGUGCGUGUGGAGGAAGAGAGAAAGAGAGAGAGAAAGAGGAAGAGAAAGACAGAACAAGCGAGCAAAACGUAUAAGACUAAUUAACGAGGAAAAACUACUAGAUAUGUAUAGUAUAUAUAUACGCGUACAUAUGCACUACAGUGAUACGUACACGUAUAAUCUCCCGGCGGCUACCUAACAUUAGUGCAGUAACGAUUAUCAUUGUACCUUUUAUUGCAAUUAUUCAUUAAUAAUUAUCGGUUCUAUUACUUUAUUAUUAUACCGACGAUAAAAAAAAAAAGAAUAAGAACGUUGUACAGACAAUUGGUAAAUCUCGUUGCCAAGAAUUCGAAAUUAGUUUUAUCGUGCCGUGCGUAGUGUUGCAAAUGCCAAAUAAAAGAAAAGAGAAUAAGGCGUGUUUUUUUUUUUUUUUUUUUUUUCAUUCGAACAUAACAACGGCGAUAUUCAUUUAGCUGGAUACGUAAGAGAGAAAGAGAUCGAGAGAGAAAGUAUUGUCUGCGUGUGUGUGCGUGAAUGAAUGAAAGGGGGAGAGAGAAGGUGAGUGAGAACGGCGGAGAAACGCGCGGGGAAUCGUCUCAGUUUUAAUGAGACGCGUUCGAAGGAGAAUCGGGCGGGCUUUAAAGUAAAAAUGCUGGUGCUGUGCUGUGAUUUUUAUAAAAAAUAAAAAGAAAAAAACAGAGAAGAACGAUACGCGAAUCAUAGUAAGGAAAAGCCGAAGAUCUUGACGAAUUUUUAUGAAAAUAUACAGAUAGCCUAAGUACCUGGACCUGCCCUGCGCUCUCCACAAAUUUAAAUUCGAGUAGAGAAUAUUAAAGAAAAGCGAUUAAACGGAAAAAAAGUGAAAAAAAGAGAAAAGAAAAAAUACUAAGAGAACAAAAGAGGGAUGAAAAAUCAACUUGUAUGAAUUGUAUAGGCUGUAAAGUGUAUUUGCUUUUAAACGAAAAUUUAAUAUAGAUUGUUAAUCGCUAAUUGCGCGAAAAAAGGAGCUGUCUCCAAUGGUCGAAUACACUAUACACGUUCGCGUAUCGCAAAUUCCUCGUGCAACACGUUUCUUACGUUGUCCGUUCGAAUCGUACUGACGAAAAACCCCCAUUUUGCAGGCAAUAAAUUUACCAUGUAUUACGCUCAACGAUUACGUUUUAAACUUUUCUCCUGUUUUCGUUGAAACCGGCUCCUUCCUACGUUCGAUCGGUUAUCGUUUCGAUCUCCCGCGUAAAGAUCGGCACUGCGCCGAUCGAUGUCGAACUUGUUGAUACUUCCUCUCAACGCAAACGAGAUACAAACGUUGUAAUUAAUAAUUGGAGACAAUCUCCGACUAAGGAUAUAUUCUAGUGAGUGCUACGUAUUUGCCACGAUGUUGCAUAAUCCAUUGCGAAAAUCCUCAAACGAAUAAAUUAAAUGACAACAUAAGAUGGACUGACAUAUUAACGUAACGUAAUAAACAAGGACCCGUAUUCUUGUCUCCAUUUUUUUAGAAUGAUAAAAAUAGUGAGUCGUUACGCUUUAUAUAUUAUACACUUCGAAUAUAUGAAUAUACGAGUAACAUUACGUACAGAAGCAAAUACAAAACCGCAGGCAUCUUGUCGUUAAAUUGUAAGAUAUUGUGUUCAAACUCCAGAAUGUAAUCUGACCCCUUCCUCAGACUACUAUAUAUUAAUUAUAUUGUGCACUAUGCUCCAACUUGUCCAUACGAAUAAAUAUAUUGAAAAAUCUUA
Bombus pascuorum is the source of this 11985-nucleotide messenger RNA. Its product is annotated as zinc finger protein 608-like. The record is from RefSeq and is a predicted model, not a curated record. Gene Ontology annotation, cellular component: nucleus. Gene Ontology annotation, biological process: regulation of transcription by RNA polymerase II. The transcript has 6 exons. Bases 2249 to 8284 code for a protein of 2011 amino acids. NCBI's taxonomy places the organism in Eukaryota, Metazoa, Arthropoda, Insecta, Hymenoptera, Apidae.